This is a messenger RNA of Myripristis murdjan (pinecone soldierfish), 5360 nucleotides long. It is a transcript of the gene tead1b, whose product is annotated as TEA domain family member 1b. The transcript is spliced from 14 exons. Gene Ontology annotation, cellular component: transcription regulator complex. Bases 406 to 1803 code for a protein of 465 amino acids. Lineage: Eukaryota; Metazoa; Chordata; Actinopteri; Holocentriformes; Holocentridae. Gene Ontology annotation, biological process: hippo signaling; embryonic organ development; regulation of transcription by RNA polymerase II. Gene Ontology annotation, molecular function: DNA-binding transcription factor activity, RNA polymerase II-specific; RNA polymerase II cis-regulatory region sequence-specific DNA binding. The record is from RefSeq and is a predicted model, not a curated record.
UUCUUCGCAUCUCUGUCAGUCCGCUAGCGAUUUACCUACACCUUCCUGGCUGGUCCAGAAACACUAGAAUAACUUGACAUAGUUUAAAAAAACAAAAUCAACAACAUCACAUUUCAAAUAAGGGUUGAUUUUUUAAUUUUUUUUUUUUUUACAUGAAAUAUCAAUAACGGAGGUGUUUCAGUUGGCUCAGCCGGGAGUUGGAGCUUUCACCGGAGCAUUUUCGGACCACCUCGACAACAUUGUGUUGAAAGACUUGUUGCUUCAACACAUUUGAAGGAGCAAUUUUUUAAUUCGUCGUCGAAGUUUUGUGUCUCUCCCUAGUCUGCUCCAGGCCUCAGCUUGGAGAGCCCAACCGCCACAAUUGAUCCCAGCAGCUGGAGCGGCAGCGAGAGCCCUGCCGAGGACAUGGAGAGGAUGAGCGAUUCGGCAGACAAGCCCAUGGACAAUGAUGCAGAAGGGGUGUGGAGCCCUGACAUUGAACAGAGCUUCCAGGAGGCCCUAGCCAUCUACCCUCCUUGUGGGCGCAGGAAGAUCAUCCUUUCUGAUGAGGGAAAAAUGUAUGGUCGAAAUGAGCUGAUAGCCAGAUACAUCAAGCUUCGGACUGGAAAGACGAGGACUCGGAAGCAGGUGUCUAGUCACAUACAGGUCUUAGCAAGAAAGAAAGUUCGAGAAAUCCAAGCUGCCAUUAAGGUACGUCUGGCUUUGCCCAGUUGCAGGGGGCUUUUCAUUGCCAUGGUUACAGGCUGUUCCUUUGUUUUCCUCCCCUCCCCUACCCCGCAGGUGUCUAGUCACAUUCAGGUUCUUGCCAGAAGGAAAUCUCGUGAGUUUCAUUCCAAGCUAAAGGUCACAAGUAUGGACCAGACCGUGAAGGACAAAGCCCUCCAGAGCAUGGCUUCCAUGUCCUCAGCUCAGAUCGUCUCUGCGACUGCUAUUCACAACAAGCUGGGCCUGCCAGGCAUCCCACGCCCAGCCUUCCCUGGAGCAGGGUUUUGGCAGGGCAUGAUUUCCACUGGCCAGCCAGGAUCCUCACAAGACAUUAAGCCUUUCGCCCAGCAAGCCUAUCCUAUCCAGCCAGCAGUCACAACGGCGAUUUCAAGCUAUGAGCCCACAGCAGCUCAAGCACCCACGGCACCAGCAUGGCAGGGCCGCUCCAUUGGUACAUCCAAACUCCGAUUGGUGGAGUUCUCCGCCUUCCUAGAGCAACAGAGAGACCCAGACUCAUACAACAAGCACCUCUUUGUGCAUAUCGGCCAGACGAACCAUUCCUACAGUGAUGCCCUGCUAGAGUCGGUGGACAUUCGUCAGAUUUAUGACAAAUUCCCUGAAAAGAAAGGAGGGCUGAAGGAGCUUUUUGGCAAAGGUCCCCAGAAUUCCUUCUUCCUCAUAAAAUUCUGGGCUGACUUGAACUGCAACAUUCAGGACGACACAGGAGCUUUCUACGGAGUGACGAGCCAGUACGAGAGCUCGGAGAAUAUGACCAUUACCUGUUCGACGAAGGUGUGCUCCUUCGGCAAGCAGGUGGUGGAGAAAGUGGAGACUGAAUAUGCACGGUUUGAGAAUGGACGCUUUGUCUACAGGAUAAGCCGGUCUCCUAUGUGUGAAUACAUGAUCAACUUCAUCCAUAAGCUAAAACAUCUGCCAGAGAAAUAUAUGAUGAACAGUGUGCUGGAGAACUUCACUAUCUUAUUGGUGGUGACGAAUAGGGACACCCAGGAGACUCUGCUAUGUAUGGCGUGUGUGUUUGAGGUUUCAAACAGUGAGCACGGUGCCCAGCAUCACAUCUACAGACUGGUAAAGGAAUGAGAGCCCACAAGCCCCUAAAUCCCCUCAAAUCCCCUCUUUUCAUAGACUUACCAACCUCAAAACAAAGUGGCAGUGCCUCUACCUGAAAAGUCACACCUACGAUGCUUUUUGGUCAUAGUAUUGGGUGAAGUCAGUUGUUAUGAAUUUGUUUUUGUUUUAAUGUUAUGUGUUUGUUAUUUGACUGCAGCUGUGAAUCGCGGUACAGUUGUUUUUAUGUUUGAAUACGGGAGUUAUUUCCUCGUUUAAAAUAUGUUGAGUCGAUCUCUGUUGGAUAUCCAUGUGGCCGUUCUUAAAGAAUUUACUGGUUGAGGUUAAUUUGGUAAACAAAUAUGUGUGUCGUCUUCUGCUUUGUUAAUGUACACUAAGAGAAAAAGGACGCUGGCCUUUUCUUUUUUCUUUCUUUUUUUUUUUUUCCCAAUGGCCUGUCGUGGUCAGUGUGUAUUAUGUACGAGUGUGUUUUGUAUGUCUAGUGGAUAACUUGUGAGCAUACAUACUGUAGAUAUACAAACAUACAUCCACAGCCAAUAGAUUUUCCAAAGAAACAAAAAUAUCAUAACACAAGACUAAAUAGAAGCUAGUGGAAGGCAAGUUGAUAGCAGACGUGAUUAUUACAAAAUUAGCGCUAAACAAACAAAAAAAGAUUUCUCAGCUUUCAGGAAAAAGUUUAUCCCUGUCAAAGCACUCCAAGUCUUAGACACUAACACCAGAAUGUAUGCACUGUGAAAAUACUACAAAGAUUUACCUGCAUCUGUUCCAUAAAUCUAGGAAGUUUGACCACCUGUUAAGCAGUUCCCAGUCUUUCUCCUGUGACAAAUGACAAGAGAAUUAUUUUGGGGUUUAGAUAAGUGAAAGCACUACUUUAAACAAAUGAACUCUGACUGGAUUUCAGCUUGUCCAAAGCACUUUGUUCCCCUUCUUGGACAUGCCUUAGUGACGCUAACGUGUUGUUGGUUUUUUUCCCUUUCUAGAUCUGUGGUUUUUUUAACUUAAAUAAUCAUCUGACAGUAAUCACUUCUAGACAGCAGGCCUUAUUCAAUACGCUGUGGCAUUGCCCCCCUCCCGGACGAUCGAUUUUUUUCCGUCUCCGAAUCUUUUCCCCCUCUGUGUAUCAUGCUAGAAGAAGUCCAGGCCAGAGUGUUGCUGCCUUUAUGUUCACACUAUCCCAUGUUUAUGUGGCCUACACCAGUUCCGAGCCUUAAACAUGUUAUAGCUGUGUGAACUCCAAAAGAUGCCACUAAAGCUGUGAUCUCUUUGCGGGAAGACUCUUUCUAAUGUUUGAAUUGUGUAAGGAAAUUCACAAUACAAUCUGCCAAAGUGUAAGUGUACAGUGCCUUAGAAUAUAUUGUAACAUUACCCAUUACUUUGUUUUUAAGUCUAAAGUCGAAACGUUUUUGUGGAUGGAAAAAAAAAUAGAUUAAAUGACCGUUAUACAGCUUGGUACAACAUUUCCACAUCUGAGAAAUUAUAAGUUACUUUUCAAAUGGUACACUCUUAGAAAUAGUUUUUUUUGUUUGUUUUGUUUUGUUUUUUUGUAAUGUAUCACACCUCUGCUGAAUGACGUUUGUUGAUUGAAUGUUUAUUGACGAGGGUUCUCCACAUCUGUGAGAGUUCUUAUAAAUAAAUUAAUACAGGUUCUAUUUUUUGAGCCUCUAUCUCUAACAGAAAAAGUGUUAAUAAAAUAUCAGCCUUUCUAAGAGUGUACUAUAUACAUGAACUGACUUUGCCUUUCCUGUUGCUGUAAAAGACCAAAAAAUACAGAGAUACAGUCAAUCUUUUGUCAUGUUCUGCACUGUAGCAAGGAAGUGCCUUUGGUUUAAAAAAAAAAAAUAAAUAAAAUAAUUCCAGCUUCAAAAAGACAGAAAUUAUGAAUUAAAUGUUGCUAGACCAAAAAUGAGACAUAAGUGAAACCAAUCACCACAUUGCCUUUUUGAAGGUUUGCAUCGAUGGCAGGGGACAGCUGGUUACUGGUAAAAUAAAUGAUCUAUUCAUUCUUACGACAAUGUAAUCUGAGUUCAGAACUGAUGCAUUUGAAGACAGCCUGUCUUUGUUUGAGGUCAGAGACUGAAAGACCUGUUGACACGUACAGCCGCUGACUGCAUGCAGGAUGUCAACGGAAUAAUAACCAAGAAAUGCAGCUGUCAAGAGUCAUAGGCUUCGUACACACCGGCAGCUUUAAAGGUUUUGGAAACAUUUUGGUAUUUUUAGUGACUGCAUAUUCACAAGACCUGAAUACCACACAACAUUAAAUAUUGAUAAUGCAGACGUAGUUUUGUUGUCAGUAAGGCAGGAGCCAGACAUGCGAGCUAAUAUUAUGUGAUGUUAUCAUCAGACUUGUUAAAAAACAAAAAAAAAAAAACACAAUGUGAUAUUUGGUUAGAAUUAAAUCUAUUAAUUUUUCAGUAAGGCCUGGAUUAAAUUUAAUUAAAUGGUUUGGAGUCUACAAGAUGCAGUGUAAUUGGUUACAUGGUAAUAGCUUCAGACAAGAACACAGUUAAAAAAAAAAAAAAAAAAAAAAAAAAAAAUUGGCUUUCAGACUGUUUCCAAAACCAAAAGAAAAGAUUUGUUGCCACCCUGGAAGCAUGGCUUUUAACUCAUCCUUAUCAAAAAAUUUAACACUGCUUGUGUGGACGAAGCCACAGAGGUUAAUAUUUUUCACCAUAGAGACCAUAGCUACUCAAUCAUAUAUUUACUGUUUCUUACAAAGCUGUAUUCAUCUGAAAGUAUCAUAAUCUAAGAAAUUCUAAAUAAUUGCAGACAAUGUCUCUGGUGGAUGCAGACAAAGCAAGUUCAAUCAUUCAGUAUUUUGCCACAGUCCUAUGGACACCGUGGUUUUUUAAUAGGCUUUUUUCCCUUAUGUUUACCCUGUGUAUCUGUUCACAUUUAUUGAUUACUUAGUGAGAUGUUCCUGUUUUCUUACUGUACUUGUAUACAAUUGUACUUGGUUUUGUGAUGACAUUGUCUGUAUAUUGCAAGCCCAAUAGGAUGGUAAUGAUGUUACUGCUGCACUGCUGGUACAUUUUGACAUGUCAUUUCAACCCUUAAAAACAGCAGGACCGAUGCCUUUGAUGGCAGGAAUGUCUAGCGGACUAUUUGAUUACAAAAACACAGAUGAGUCAUGGAGUCAUGCCACAAACAUAUCAGCAGUUUAGCUCUUGUUAUUUGUAAUUUUGUCUAAAGAGUAGGUACUGGUACCUUUUUGUUUCAUUACCAUUUUCAGAUGUUGGCUUUAAAAAGUGAUCUUUCACAUAGCUCAGAUAGUAUCAUACACACAUUUGGGUUUUUGUGUGCAGACUUUUUUUGUAAAAAGGUGCUUUGUACAAAAUUAUAUCUUAGCUUUUCUUGGUACAGAAGUGUGAUAUCUUUUCAUAUACACAAUGACAGUAAAGUGUGGAAGCAAGGAAAAGAAAAGAAACUGCUAUGUUUGUGUUCUGCAUAUGGUCUUGUUUUUGCUCUGUAACAUUAUGAUGCCUUCUUGAUAAUAGUAGAUAUUUUGUAGCUUUCUAGAAUACUUUGUAUGUAUGCAAUAUUGAAGUUAAAUAAAUCUGGAAAAUAUUGUC